CAUUUGACACCGAAUAUAAACAAAGACAAACCAAAGAACAAUAUCAGACCACGGUCGGGACUUUUUGCUAUGGCUAGUGAAACGGGCCAGCGACGAAUCGAUAUUCUCUCAAGACCAAAGCAGACACCAGAAGGUUUUAUCGAGGAUAAGCGUUCAGUGUACUCUGAUUGUAAAAUUUCCAAAGACUGGAGCAAAACUCAGACUGGUACAGAAUCAAAUUCCACCCCACGGCUUGAACAAUUGUCUCAACCUAAAACCUUAUCAAAAGAAUAUGUUGGCGAUAGACCAACCCCAAUCUGGCAAGUUUCAUCAGCAGCAAAGAAUGCUGAGCCAACAGCAAGAUUGGAAACAUUGUCAAGAUCAAAAUCAUUUCACCAGGAAUAUGAACCACCAAAGAGUGUGUACUCUGUCGUCACCGAUGGAGCUAAGUCGGCAAAUGCAUCUGCAAGAGUUGAAAACCUUGCAAAACCAAAAAACUCUGCAGCUUUGCAAACAAAUCAGUCUUUAUGGGAGUGGAGCGAAUGGAAUUACUCUGUAAGCGAUGCCGCUAGGACAGCAACGCCUUCAGAUCACACAUUACAAUUAGCUGUGGCAAAGAAAACUCACGGAAAUUAUAAAGAAUGCCGGGAAGUACGAUGGGCAAUAUCUGAGACUACUCUCAAAGCAUUGCCAUCUUUGAGAGUACAGCAAUUAGCAAGACCAAAAAGCCGGAGUCAAUAUAUAGACCAUUAUGAUGAGAAUACAUACAAGGUUUCUGCUGCAGCAAAGCACGCUCAGGCUACACCAAGAUUAGAGGAACUCUGCACUCCAUUACCAAGAAAGGUUAGACAGAAAAAGGCACUGACUUCAUCUUCAUAAGACAUAUCUUUUCAAGUCCUUUUGCAGAAAAGAUAUUGAAAAAAUAAUAACGUUAAUAGAUACCAAA
This is a messenger RNA of Dendronephthya gigantea, 925 nucleotides long. RefSeq names its product testicular haploid expressed gene protein-like. The transcript has 5 exons. The record is from RefSeq and is a predicted model, not a curated record. Gene Ontology annotation, biological process: spermatogenesis. Lineage: Eukaryota; Metazoa; Cnidaria; Anthozoa; Malacalcyonacea; Nephtheidae. Bases 70 to 858 code for a protein of 262 amino acids.